Molecule: messenger RNA, 473 nt
Organism: Fopius arisanus
Lineage: Eukaryota; Metazoa; Arthropoda; Insecta; Hymenoptera; Braconidae
Product: cuticle protein 65
Exons: 2
Coding region: 77-403 (108 amino acids)
Source: RefSeq, a predicted model, not a curated record
UAAAAUAGUUGGAACAAUCCGGUGUUCUUCACUCGUUCUUCACUCACCGAAGAAAGACAUUCCCUAAGAAAUCAACAUGUUCAAAUUAGCUUGCAUCUGCGCUGUUUUGGCUGUGGCAUCAGCUGGAAUAGUUCCUGCUGCACCAAUUGUUGCUGCAGCACCAGUUGCAGUCGCUCCAGCUCCAUUCGUCACAUCCAGGAGCAGUCAAGUUGUUGCUAGGAAUUACAACACCUUUGCUGCAGCCCCUCUGGCUUACACUGCUCCAGUUGCUGUACCCAGUGCUGUUGCUGCACCACUUGCUUAUUCAGCUCCAGUUGUCUCCAGUCCAUAUGCAUACAGCCCUUAUGCUGCUUACAGUGCUCCAUUGACUUAUCCCGCUGCUGCUCCACUUCUCUUGAAAUGAACAUGACAUCGAGAUUUUUAUCGAGAUUAUUGAAUUGAGUUGUUGUAAUAAAAACUAUUGAUCAACUUUA